This is a messenger RNA of Thlaspi arvense, 2150 nucleotides long. Lineage: Eukaryota; Viridiplantae; Streptophyta; Magnoliopsida; Brassicales; Brassicaceae. The record is from the annotation of a GenBank genome assembly.
AACAAAAUGAUGUUGGUUAUACAUACAUUCAAGUGACAUAGUUAAUAAUAUAGAAGUAACAAAGAAUAUCUGUACAGAAAAAAUAGAUUUUUAAUUGUAUUAGCCGCCAUUCGCCAGCGUCCAAAAAGAACCUUAACAUUACACUACACAGGGCAAACAUGAUGCAAGCGACAAUCCCCAAGUAGUGAUAAGUGUUAACAAACCCAAAUAAACAAGAGAAAGAGAGAGAAAGAGAUACAGAGGACGAAAUCUCCGGCUUCUUCAUGGACUCGUCUCAAAACGACGGCGUAUAUCAACCGCUUCUCCACCCUCAGCUUUCUCCGCCGACGGAGUCAAGCAACGGCGAGCUUGAGAGGGUGCUCUCCGACGUCGAAACUCCUCUGUUUCACCGCCUACGUAAAGCCACGGCGAUCGAAUCGAAGCUUCUCAUCAAGCUUGCUGCUCCUGCCGUCAUCGUCUACAUGAUCAACUACCUCAUGUCCAUGUCCACUCAAAUCUUCUCCGGCCAUCUCGGAAACCUCGAACUCGCCGCCGCUUCUCUCGGCAACACCGGAAUCCAAAUCUUCGCUUACGGUCUCCUGCUCGGAAUGGGGAGUGCGGUGGAGACGCUGUGCGGUCAAGCGUUCGGAGGGAGAAAGUACGAAAUGCUCGGCGUUUAUCUCCAGAGAUCCACCGUCUUGCUCACACUCACCGGCGUCCUCCUCACCUUAAUCUACGUCUUCUCCGAGUCGAUUCUUCGUUUCCUCGGCGAAUCUCCGGAGAUCGCUUCCGCCGCGUCUCUCUUCGUCUACGGUCUGAUCCCUCAAAUCUUCGCCUACGCCGUUAACUUCCCGAUCCAGAAAUUUCUCCAGGCGCAGAGCAUCGUCGCGCCGAGCGCGUACAUCUCAACCGCCACGCUCUUCGUCCACCUUCUCAUGAGCUGGCUCGCUGUUUACAAGCUCGGGAUGGGACUACUCGGAGCUUCGCUCGUGCUCAGCCUCUCGUGGUGGAUCAUAGUGGUGGCUCAGUUUGUUUACAUCGUGACGAGCGAGCGUUGUCGUGAGACGUGGAGAGGUUUCAGUGUACAAGCGUUUUCCGGUUUACCGAGUUUCUUUAAACUCUCCGCCGCCUCCGCCGUGAUGCUCUGUCUUGAGACUUGGUAUUUUCAGGUCUUGGUUCUCCUCGCCGGACUUCUCGAGAAUCCGGAACUUGCUCUUGAUUCUCUCUCAAUUUGCAUGACGAUUUCAGGUUGGGUGUUCAUGAUAUCUGUUGGCUUCAAUGCAGCGAUAAGUGUAAGAGUGAGCAAUGAACUUGGAGCUGGGAAUCCUAAAUCAGCAGCGUUUUCUGUAAUCAUCGUCAACAUUUAUUCGUUAAUCACAAGUGUGAUCAUAGCCAUUGUUGUUUUGGCUUGCCGUGAUGUUUUGAGCUAUGCGUUUACUGAGGGUGAAGAAGUUUCGGCUGCGGUUUCCGAUCUCUGCCCGCUUCUUGCCAUAACGCUGGUCUUGAAUGGAAUCCAACCCGUUCUUUCCGGUGUGGCGGUUGGAUGCGGUUGGCAAACGUUUGUGGCAAAAGUUAACGUCGGAUGUUACUACAUUGUCGGAGUUCCUCUUGGUGCUCUAUUUGGGUUUUACUUCAAGUUCGAUGCCAAGGCAAGAGAGUCUUCUUGUCUUUCAAUUAAAAAUUCAAACUCUUAUCAUUUAAUCAUUAUAUGUUAUCCAAUGAUUCUGGGUAUAUGGACGGGAAUGAUAUGUGGUACAAUUAUACAAACGAUUAUUUUAGCGUGGGUGACGUUUAGAACAGACUGGACAAAAGAGGUGGAAGAAGCUUCGAAAAGGUUGGACAAAUGGAGCAACAAGAAAUUAGAAGUGGUUCCCGAAUGAUCAAUAUAUGUUUGGUAUCCGAUGAACAAAUUGGAUUUAUCAGUUUUAAAUGAAAAAAUCGAUCCAAAUUGCUUUAAAGAUUAUCAGUCAUCUGGUAAUAUAUAGGACAUGGAUGUAGGAUGUAUGUGUGUGCUUGCUUAACACAAAGAAUAGGUACGAAAUGUUGAGUUUGUAUGUCAAAUUAAAGAUUUACUGCGUUGCUAUUAUUAAUUCAACCUAAGUUAAAUCUUAGUAACAAGUUGUGUGGAAUGAUGAAACGAUACACAUUUACGAAUCUGGUUACAUGUUAAA